This is a messenger RNA of Daktulosphaira vitifoliae (grape phylloxera), 3198 nucleotides long. RefSeq names its product testis-expressed protein 2-like. Gene Ontology annotation, cellular component: endoplasmic reticulum. The record is from RefSeq and is a predicted model, not a curated record. The coding region runs from base 269 to 2740 and encodes 823 amino acids. NCBI's taxonomy places the organism in Eukaryota, Metazoa, Arthropoda, Insecta, Hemiptera, Phylloxeridae. Gene Ontology annotation, molecular function: lipid binding. The transcript is spliced from 14 exons.
UUAUAAUAAUAAUGUACGAUACUUAAAUAUCUAAAGGAUUAGACUACAAGUUACAACUUACUUUUAUGAUUUCCUUAAUUAAUUAGUUAAAAUUUGAAUUAAAAAAAAUAAGAUAAUCAUUAUUUGAGAUAAAAACUCUCGAAGAAAUGCAUUGUGAUUGUAUUGGGAAAUACUUAAAAACAGUUGUAUUAUUGUUAUAGUUUAGGGAAAAUAUAAGAAAUAUUCUUAUCAAAAGGAACGAAAAAUCAUAAUAUUUUUAUAAAAAAUAAUGUCUUUUUCUGUGCGUUUUAAUGCUGAAGACGAGGAAGUGGAAGGUUUAUGUACCACACCUCAUUUAGCACAACAUGCAGGGUUAAUUGAAAAUAAUUUAAAAACUCCAGAACAACCAUCAAGUAGCACUCAUAGCUUAGGUCUCUUUGGUUUGAAACGUUCUUCUAGUUCUGAUGCAGAACAAUCUCCUUGUGAUACAACUAUCAAACGAUUAGAUAGCUAUCUAUCAGAUAUACAAGAAGAUCUCUGGAAAAACGAAAUAUUUAAUCAUAAUAAGUUAUCAAAGUUUGAAGAAAUUCAAAAAGACACCGAUCAAUUAAGUUCAGAUAUUUCUGACACUAAUUGGUAUACUAUUCGUCAUAGAGGUACAAAAGUUAUUACACAAAUAGAGCAGUUCGAAGAUGUUGAAACUGCAAAAGAUGCAUUAGAAGAUAUAAAUAUUACUACAACAAAAUCUAUACAAAGUCUUUUGGAAAUAGAUUCAGAAGCUUUCUUAACAAGAAACAGAAUACAAUUUUGUUUGUUUUUACUUUUAGGAAUAAUUACUUGUUAUUCAAGUUUCAAACUUUUACCAUUCUAUUUAAACACAUUUAUGUUAGGUGGAUUUAUUACAUUCAAAUUUAGAUAUUUAUUGGAAUUGAUGGUUAUGGAAGAGUAUCAAAACAAACAAAAUUUACAAAAUAUAAACAAUUCAACAGAUAAUGAACCUACUAUUUUAAAAACAGUACAAGCAUUAUUUCAUAUGAAUCCACAUUUGAUGCUAUACAAAGGUUGGAUGAAUCAGUUUUUGUAUGAAUACCGCCCAGAGACUUAUCGGCUUUCACUUACAAUAUCUGCAUACGUUAAACUCAAAGGAUCAAUCUUAAUUAUGUCUUAUCCAUAUUAUAAAGUUCCCAAAAGGUCUUUAUACAAUGAAAGAAAACCGAAAUUGUUGUUUGUAAAAGAAUGCAUGUAUGAUUUAACUAGGUGUAACAUAGUAUUAUUACCUCAAAAUUUAGUAAAUAAAAGAAAAUGGAGUAAAAAAUAUCCAAUAUGUAUUGAGCUACAUGCAGAUUCAUUAAUUGGUGUUCGUCGUAGUACAAAGUCUAAACGAUUUAUUAAAGAUACAGAUGAAUGGUAUAAUAAAGAUUAUAUUACUCCAUCAAAACAAGCUGAAAACUUUUACAAAGAAAUGAUUGAAGGUGAAGUCAUAGAUAUAAUGGAUGACUAUGAUUUUAAAGAUGGAAUCUUUUAUUCUGAAAAUGAUAAAAAAAGCAUUAAAACUGAAUUAGGUUCUACUAAAGAUCAAAAAAUAUGUGAGCUUGAACAAAUAACUCAUAAAAUCUCUGAAAAAAGUAUCAAUCUAGAAGAAGAAAGUGAUGUAGACGGUGUAUGGAAAACUGAUUCAGAUAAAAUAUAUUUAUUUGCUAGAAAUGACCCAGAAAAAGAACUUUGGUAUCAUCGUUUAAGCUUAGCUGUUGCUUUCAAUGCAUCAAAUGAAAUUUUUUAUAAGAAAAAAACUGAAGGGCGUUUUAAGUUGCUAAAAGCUUACUUAGCAUACAUCCAUAAUGUUCAUGAACUUUCAAAUACACCAAUAUCAGUUGAAAAAGAGAAAAUAUCUAGUUAUCAAAUAAAUGAUAUAUCACAAGAACAAUUAUUCUUAUGGCUAAAUAUGCUUCUUGGACGUAUAUGUUUUGAUUAUUUACAAAAUCCAAAAGUGCUCGAGUUGGUUACUGAUAGAUUCCAAAAAAAAUUAAAUGCCAUUAGGCUACCAAAAGUUAUGGACAUGAUAGUCAUUCGUAGUUUGUGUUUUGGCAAAGGAGAAAUUCCAACAAUAAGAUGUGCAUCUACACCUUGGGUAGAUCAUAGGGGAUUGUGGUUUGAAUUGGGAGUUGUGUAUAAUGGUACUUUUCAAGCUUCAGUUGAUACUAAACUAAAUUUAAUGAAAUUAAAAAAAGAAGAAACUCAACAACCAAAAGAAGAAAUGAGAAGUGCAUUUUAUGACUCAAAUCAAGAAGAUAGCGGUGAAACGUCAAACGAUGAAGGUCAAGCACGAGAAGAUGUGAAUUUUGCUCAAAGACUAUUUGAGCAACAAGCUUUAAAUGAACCUCCUCCUCUUCAGGGAAGCCGUAUUACAAGAUUUGUUGAAAACAUGUCAUCCAGUCUUUUUGAAUUAAAAUAUGUUAAAAGAGUUCUAGAAAAUGUAGCUAAAAAAGAACUAACACUUGUAAUUGAUGUCAAACAGUUAAUAGGAACUCUCAUUGUUAAUAUACCUCCACCACCUUCUGAUAGAAUAUGGAUUUCCUUUAAAGGAUGUCCACAAAUUAAUUUUGAAGCAAAACCGAAAGUUAAUGAUACUAAUGUUCCUCUUAUUGAUUUUUUAACAAAAUGGCUACACAAUGUACUUAUUAAAGAAUUUGAAAAGAUCAUAGUUCUUCCUAAUAUGACAGACUUUACAAUACCAAUGAUGAAUAGUGAAUGUCAAAAUUAAUUUACUCCGAUUUGUUAACAGCAAAAUUACUUAAGUAUUUUAUAAUGUGAUUAAGAAUGAUUUAUUUGUUACCAUUUAAAUAUGAACACUUUUUUUAUUGGCUGUGAUGUUAUAAUUAUGCCAAAUUAUAAUAUAUUUAUCUUUUUUAUAUUAGUAUUUAGUGACUUGCAUUAAUUCUAAAUUCAAUGUCUGAUACUGUCAAAAUGGUUUUAUAAGCUGAUAUGAGGUUAUAUCAAAAAUUGCAUGCCAUGGCCACCAAAAUCUUAAUUGCCCAAAAUUAUUUCUGCAGUUAAAUUGUUCAAAUUAUUUUUUUCUGUAUAUUUAUAAUUCCUGUUUAUAAAUAUUAUUAUUUUAUUAUUGAUCGUCUUAUAUAAUAUAUGUUUAUAAAAUGUUAAAAAUUAAAUCCUUUUUGUCUUCUAUAUGUUAUUUUUGUAAAAUAUAAUGUUUCUAUGAAUUAA